AUGCAGAAGCUGUUUGUGCGCCUUCGACGAUACAGUCGUUGCGCGACGACAGCCGAUAACAAUCGAAUGCAUAGCAAACACCAUCCUGAUAGAUCCCUCGACUUUAUCUUGAAAGGGAAAGUCUACAUCGAAGAACUUCCUCCGGAUAUUGAACCGAUUAGAAGCUUUCUCGAAAAAUACAGCGGCAUCCGCGCUAAGGAUAUAGACGAUCAUAUUCAUGAGAUAAGAGAUCGCUUAUGGGAUAUAUACCCUUAUAUCUGCAUCGGUCACUUUCGCUUCCUCUCGCUCAAGUUCACCCUGGAUCCCCGGUACCAAAUGGCGUUAAAUCAACUGCUCGCACCUAAGUCUAAGGCCAACUUUCUUGAUGUAGGCUGUUGUGUAGGCCAGAUGUUGCGACAGCUCGUAUUUGAUGGUGCCGAUUCUUCAAGACUUUUUGGUACAGAUUUGGACCCCCGAUUUCUUGAAGCCGGGUACGACCUCUUUAAGGAUCGUGACAAGCUUAAAUCUACUUUUGUAGUGGGUGAUAUGGUCAACCAGGGUAGCGAGAGUGAUGAUGGCGAUAAAAGUCUCGAGUUAUUUGACGGGAGGAUGAGCAUUAUCCACGCAACUAGCUUCUUCCAUCUCUUCACUCGGGAGAACCAAAUACGGGCAGCUCAGCGGAUGGUGCGGUUUCUCGACCCCAACGACCCAGACGUCAUGAUAUUCGGACGUCAAGCUGGGACUACGACACCGGGCGAUAGAGAAGGAUCUAAGAGGACAAAGAGGUUCCUUCACAACGCUGCAAGCUGGCAAGAAUUAUGGGAUGAGGUCGGUAAGCUAACGGGGACCUCAUGGCGAACUGAAGUGGAUGAGAUAGAAGAGAUUGGCAUGCAUCCAGACGGGAAUGCUGACGAGACACUUCGACCCAUACAAUUUGGCGUUUUUCGGGCUUGA
Molecule: messenger RNA, 933 nt
Organism: Annulohypoxylon maeteangense
Lineage: Eukaryota; Fungi; Ascomycota; Sordariomycetes; Xylariales; Hypoxylaceae
Exons: 2
Coding region: 1-933 (310 amino acids)
Source: RefSeq, a predicted model, not a curated record